Messenger RNA from Helianthus annuus (common sunflower), 975 nucleotides. RefSeq names its product phosducin-like protein 3. Bases 159 to 911 code for a protein of 250 amino acids. Lineage: Eukaryota; Viridiplantae; Streptophyta; Magnoliopsida; Asterales; Asteraceae. The transcript is spliced from 6 exons. The record is from RefSeq and is a predicted model, not a curated record. Gene Ontology annotation, biological process: protein folding. Gene Ontology annotation, cellular component: cytoplasm.
UUUUUUUCCUUUCAUCCAAGUUCUCUGUUUCAUCUAAUCCAAUGGCGAUUUCUGGCUUCUGGUUUCUAGCAUGAUCUGAAUCUUACACUGUUGUUGUCGUGGAUAUCUCGGUCAGAAUCUCACAUCACUUACAAAUCGCAGAUUUAUAGCACACAACAAUGGCAGACUAUCACUUUGUGUACAAAGACGUUGAAGGAUCAUCAACUCAAUGGGACGAUAUCCAACGAAAACUCGGAAAUUUGCCUCCCAAACCCCCUGCAUUCAAGCCCGACCCCUUUACUCCCGCAGAAGACGAAGAUUCCAAACCUAAAGACAAGAAUUGGAUCGAUAACAAGACCGAAGAACAACUUGAAGAUCUUGAAGAUGAUCUAGAUGACGACCAAUUCAUCCAAGAAUACUGGAGAAAGAGAUUCGCAGAGAUGAAGAACGUAGUGAAAAUCGCAAAGUUCGGGUCAAUCAUACUGAUUUCCGGAUCGGAUUUUGUGCGUGAGGUGUCACAAGCACCACCGGAUGUGUGGGUGGUGGUUAUAUUAUACAAAGACGGGUACCCUGAAUGUGGUGUCCUAAUGCAAUGUCUGGAAGAACUGGCAACGAUGUAUCCCGCCACAAAAUUUGUUAAAAUGAUAUCGACCGAUUGCAUUCCGAAUUACCCAGAUCGUAAUCUCCCCACUGUGUUGGUUUAUAAUAAUCGUGCUGUGAAGGCGAAUUAUGUCGGUUUAUAUACUUUUGGUCGGAGAUGCACGCCUGAAGGUGUUGCGAUGGUUCUGUGCCAGUCGGAUCCUGUGCUUAACGAUGGGCAAUAUGAAGGUGAAGCGUCUAGAGAAGCUGUUCUUGAAGGCGUGAGGAAGAGGUUUAUCGAGAAAGUGAUAUCACAGCAUGAAAAUGAUGAUGAUGGGUCUUCAAGUGACUAGAAUCAUGGUUCUUUUUUGUUUUUAUUUAUGUUGAAUCCUAGGUUGUUGGUACAAUAUUUAGGAU